Molecule: messenger RNA, 1147 nt
Organism: Saccostrea cuccullata (small rock oyster)
Lineage: Eukaryota; Metazoa; Mollusca; Bivalvia; Ostreida; Ostreidae
Product: mitochondrial fission process protein 1-like
Exons: 3
Coding region: 45-563 (172 amino acids)
Biological process (GO): mitochondrial fission
Cellular component (GO): mitochondrion
Source: RefSeq, a predicted model, not a curated record
AACUUCCGGUUGAAAUAUGCACAACUUCCGGGAAGCAUGUUGGCAUGGAAAAUGACUUUGAAAAGGGAGAUGAGGAUUUUUUCAGAGAUACAUAUGUGCGGUACCUAGGAUACAGUAAUGAAGUCGGCGAGGCGUUUCGAGCCCAGGUUCAUGUUAGAUGGGUCUACCUCAGUUAUUUUGUAGCCAGUGGUUAUGUGGUGGCAGACGCCAUACAUAAAGGCUGGGAAACUUCUCAGAAAUCCUGGGAAGACGAGCGUAAGAAGAGACAGCGUGUUGGGUUGGCAGUAGUAGACACACUUAUCUGGCAGGGUCUGGCGUCCGUGGCGAUCCCGGGGUUCACCAUCAACCGCAUCUGUACCUACACCGGGGUACUGCUGAAGAAGGCCACCACCUGGCCCGGCCCCACCAGAAAGUGGACUACCACCGCCGUGGGACUUCUCUCCAUUCCCUUUAUCAUUAAACCUAUAGAUAGGUCAGUUGACUAUCUGAUGGAAAACACUCUCAGGAAAUGGUAUGUUGGACCAGUCCUGAAGAAUGUGGUUCAUCACAAGAGAAAUGACUGACAAAAGGAAUGUAGUAUCCUAGCGUUACACGAUGCUCUUAAUUUUUUUUCAAGCUAUAGAUUCAUUUGGUAGCUUUUUUCCCCUAUUGUGCAAAAACAAACAUUGACAUUCAAGGAUAAAAUGGUCAUGAUUUUAUGGACAGCGAUAUACAUUGUAAGAUCUUAGGUCAAUCUAUGGCCUCUGAGGUGACUUCGAUCUGUAGGUGAAUAUUUAUUAUUGUAGAACGAUGACUGACAAACGCAGAUGACAAAGAUAUGACCUCGUUUGACCUCUGCACAGACGGACAAAAGUCUGUCCAAUUGGACAUAAAAGUGUCAUUAUUAGAAUUUACGUAAUGAAUUAGGCUUAAUGAAUAACGAUGAGUCAGCGGAAGUUUUUCUUUAUUUUUAUUUGGUUUGUUUUUACGUAUCAAAUAUUUGAAGUAAUUUUUUAUUUUUUUUUUCAAAAACAGUUUUCAUCUAAAGUUCGUUCAAAUAAUUUUUAUUUGUAUAUACUAGUACUCCUUUGUUGAACUAAAUUGUUGUCACUUUUCAAAUACUCAGUCUGAGAUAAUCGUGUUCAAUCAGGUUUUGAUCUUUUAUUUA